Messenger RNA from Plectropomus leopardus (leopard coralgrouper), 5988 nucleotides. RefSeq names its product tripartite motif containing 8b (gene trim8b). Lineage: Eukaryota; Metazoa; Chordata; Actinopteri; Perciformes; Serranidae. The record is from RefSeq and is a predicted model, not a curated record.
GUUGACGCUGGUUUUGGAGACCAGUCCAGCUCGCCUGCAUUCCUCCUCUCUCUAAAGCCUGACCGAUAGAGACAGAGAAAGAAAGGGGGAGAAAACACCGAUUAUUAUCCUCCACCGUGUUGGAUUUUUAUGAACCACAGACUCUGCUCACUCCGGACACACCGACCAGACAGAACCAAAAAAAUAACCACGUCAAGCCUGCUCCGUUUGGACCUAUAAUAACGACAAAUAGGCGUUUUUUCUCUCUUAAAAAUGACGGGAGUUUGCCGUUAAUGUGCCUGUGUAGGUCAGCUAUCGAAAAGCAGCUUUGGUGAAACAGCCUCGGCGGAUAUCUCCUUUUUUUCUUUUUUUUUUUUUUAAAUGAGGAUUUGCAAGAUGGCUGAUGACAGCUACCCCUAACAAGGACAGAAAAAGCGACGUCCCCUUUAAGAUUAGGAGGGUAUAUUUUUGUAUUUCUAUUAGUUAAAUAACACAAAUAUGUUUGCAUUUAAAAAAUAAUGCCCGAAAUUAAUCGUGUUUGUCGGUUAAUGUAGUGUUUAUCUGCACCUGGUAGAAAAUGGUGAGGUGACGUCUGAGGUAAUUUACGCGAUUUAACCGAGAUAAGGAAGUAGAAAAAUAAUGUUGUUGGCUAAAGGCUGAGGCGACGAUAGGUGAAUAAGGUGGUAAAGUGAAAAAGAAGAUAAAAAGCAGGAUCAAAUCUUUGGUUUGAAGAGAUAUUUGAUAGAUGUGUCGGAGGGGGGAAACCAAAAGGCUCUGCAACAGCAGCCAACAUUCCUGCGGAUCCUAAAACCCUUUGUUUUGUGCGCAGGAGCUGGACUCGACUAUUAAAACGAUUAACUAUGCAGUAAACAAGCUCGAAAUGAUGGUAUGAUUUCCCGUUUAAUGAGAUUAUAAGGCCUUUGUUGUCGACUGAAACCUGGUGGAAAAAAAAUCCGAGGCCUUGUGUACAGAUAUGCGAGCUGUGCCACAUAGCAGGCGUUAUUCAUCAAAUAGAAAUGUUAUGUUAAAUUGAAGAGCUGGGGGUUGCUGUGUUGUUAAUCUGACUCGUAAAACUGUAUUUCUCGUCUACUGCCAAACCGUCGCUGGUUGUAUGUAUAAUUAAAUUGCAGGUGGAGGCUCCUCGGAUACUUAUUUAUGAUUCAGCGGACAAAAGCAUUGCGCUGCGUUGUGAUUAUUGAGCGUCCUUGAGGUCCAGAGAAAACACAUUCAGGUUUUUUUUCCUUUAAAAAGCUCUCUUUGUGUGAAUAGUAAUCAGGGUGUGGACUGAAGCUUUUCAUGCUUCGUUUGUUGGUCUGAAUUGGUCCACAGUCAAUCAUAAUCCGACGAAGUGAAGGAAGCUCCCAAGGUAAGGGUGGCCCGAGCAGAAAAGGGAUCAAGUGUCUUUUCAUGUGCUACACAGAGAUUGAUUCACCUCAUGUUCAUUUGAGUAAUUGUGUAGGUAUUUAGUUCUGUGCCUUUCAUGGUUUACCUGUAGCUGACAGGCUUUUUAGCUUCCUGUAGGCCCAUAAACACACACAGAAGCUGUAGGCCCAGUUUAUGUGUGUGUGUGUGAUCUAGAGGAAAGGAAAGCACCGUUUACUGUAAUCUGCAUAACGUCAGCCCCUGCUGUGUGUGUUGAAAUCACCAAGGUGUUGUCAUCCUUGCCUGAAGCCUUCUCUGGUCAGUUUUCUGGAAUUUGCCUUCAUGCUGCAGCAAUAAGCAAUACUCGUCAUCUGUCAGGGAGUCUCCUUCAGUUUGGUCACAAACACACAGAGUGAUCUGUCAGGACAGUGUCGGGUCUGUUUUUAUCUUUUUCUCAAGACUGCGAGUGUCAGGUUUCCCUGCGAGGAAAGAAAGGUCUGGUAGAAGUGGGGAAAAUAGUGUAUGCCUGCCCGUGCCAUGAUGGCCUCUGACAUGGCUGAGACGUGGAGGAACUGUUUUGAGGAGGAGCUCAUCUGCCCCAUCUGCCUGCACGUGUUCUCAGAUCCCAUCCAGCUGCCCUGCAAGCACAACUUCUGCCGGGGCUGCAUCAGCGAGGCCUGGGCCAAAGACUCCUCGCUGGCCCGCUGCCCCGAGUGCAAUCAUGCUUACACGCAGAAGCCUAGCCUGGAGAAGAACCACAAACUGUCCAACAUAGUUGAGAAGUACAACGCCCUGAGCGUGGAGAAGGCCACCACGCCGGCGCUGCAGUGUAUCCUGUGUCGCCGAGGCCCACCACUCCCUGCUGUCAAGGUGUGCCUGCGCUGCAACGCCCCGUGCUGCCAGUCCCACGUCCAGACACACCUGCAGCAGCCAUGCUCAGCCCUCGGGCACCUGUUGGUGGAGGCAGAGGCGGUGAAAGCCUGGACCUGCCUACAGCACGACGAGUACAGGCUGUACCACUGCGAGGCCGAGCAGACAGCCGUGUGCCAGUACUGCUGCUUCGCACGCUGCCACCCGAGCCACGGCCACGCGGUCACUGACGUGGAGCUGCGACGCAAUGACAUCAGACAAAGCCUGUUAAGGCAGCAGGAGCGUGUGGAGGAGCGAGUGCAGGAGAUCGAAGAGCAGCUCUGCAAACUCGACUCUGACAAGUGUGUGGUGGAGGACAGGGUGUGUGAGCUGAAAGAGGAGGUGCGUCUGCAGUACCAGCGGAUGCACCAGCUGCUGGAGGAGGAUCUCGGUCGGACACUGGAGGCUCUGGACCGGGCUCAGGCCCGGUUCUGCCAGGAGAACGCCGCCCAGGUUUUAGCUCUGGGUGAGCAGCGCCACGAGGCCCAGAAGCUGCUGAGCUCCAUCCACACGGCCUUCAGCAAGGCGGAGGAACUGAGCUUCAUGAAAAACACCAAGCCUGUUAAAAUCCUCACAGACAGGUCUCAGGCAUGUGUGGGCAGCACUCUCCCUCCUUACAAAGUGGGGAAUCUAAACUCUAAACUAUUCCUCUCUGAAAUCUCAAAAAGAGAGAAGAGCUUGAAGAGAACGCUGGAAGCUCCCCUCACCCCUCCCUCCACCUUCCUACAGUCUGUUCCUGCGUAUCCCAGCGGUCAGAGCUCCGGCUCUGGAGCAGAGAAACGGAAACAUUCCACGGCCUUCCCGGAGGGGAACGGGAACGUCGGAAAAAACGCCGCUCCUGGUUUCAAGGACUCCUCCUCCUCUUCUUCCUCAUCUUCCUCCUCGUCGUUAGCCAAGCAGCCCUACCUGGGCUCCGGCUCUGCCUCCGGAGAAGGUCAGUCCACCAAUCAGCAGCCUCUCGGCCCCUGCGGCCCGCCUCACAUCAGCGAGAGUGGAGGCACGGGAAGCGGAAGCGGCUCUCUGAGUAACCACCAUUCAGGCUCCGUGUUCGGCUCAUCGCACUUUCCUCCCGGAGGCAGCAGCUCCUCGCACUCCUCCCAGCAGGCCGUGCUGCCUCAAUAUGGUGGCCGUAAGAUCCUGGUGUGCACGAUGGAUAACUGCUACUGCUCCGGAGUGCCAUCAGUGUCAGGCCACCGCAGCCACCCUCCGUACCCGCGUUCUGGCUCUUUCCCCUGGGUCAGUGCCCAGGACUACCCCCCUCCUCCCGGCCUGGCCUCCGGGGGUCCGUCCAUGCAGGGUUUAGCAGUGAGGGACUGGAUAGACGCAUCGCAGACACACAGACAUGCAGAUUUUUACGGGCUGUACGGGCAGCCGUCGACAAAGCACUACGUCACCAGUUAACAGAGUAGACACACACACACACACACACACACACACACACACACACACACAAACACACACGCACACUUGCAUAUAGAGACAGGCACCAAAAUAGCACACCUUUACCGUCUUAUUAACCGGAAAAAACACAGUAAUACUAUUCACGCUAGGCUUGGGCGGUAUUUUUUUUUCAUACCUUCCAGUCGUUUCAUUGGGGUAUACAGUAUAUGAUCGUAUCAGUGUGUGGCGCAUACACCCCCCCAAUGUUACUGUGAAACAUUUGCAGGAGUUUUGCGUUGAUGCUUUAACUGCACGGCUUCAGAAACGAGUUUGUGCUUUUAAUUGUGAAAAUCAGGGCUGUACGAGAUUCAGAAUUAUGUCAAGUCAGAUCAGAUUUGGUUGGUUAUUGAGAAUAUUUGACAAUUUAGUUUUUUUCUCCAUAAAAAUUUUUAAUGGGGCUCUGCAGGAUGUUCAGUGUGACAACGGCAUUCACACGACACGGUAAACAAGCUAUCGUAACAACACAAAUGCGUUUUGCCGACACAAGAUAUCAAGUAAAAGCAAGAGACUGUAUCGCAUUAAGUUGCUGUAAGCUGUAAAUCCACCACUUCUAAACAGAGGAGAGAAGAUCAUGUGAUCUCUGAGCCUUACAGAGCACUCCUCUCUUUCUCUGUGCAGCAGCAGCUUCUACCAAAGAAUAGCGUGACAGUCACUCCGCAGCAAAAAUGACAGCUCGACUUGAAGCAAUCUCAGUCAACUGAGGGGUCCCGUCUGAUGAUUUGAAUCUCUUUGACCUUCAGGUGGCAGCCUUAACGGAAAUACAGUAAUUAUUACAGCUCUGCAGCAGCAACAAAAAACGCUGCCAAUGUGAACACACACUGCUCACACCUGCAGUGUGGCCCGGGCGUAACCUCCAUGGCACAUGAUGCGCACUGCAUGCAAAACAUGCUCAAUACAGCCUCUCCGGUAUGAAUUUAAUACAAAGAUGAGGGUCCGAAUUUUUGACGGUAUCUUUCUAAAUACCCUGGUAUACAGUGAUACUGUGAUACCGCCCAUGCCUAUCACGCAUUAAAAAAGUAAGAUUUAUAUCCACACACACGCAAAUCUAGAACACACAAUUCGGGGGCAGGGUCGAUAUCUUUGUGUUUUUAUUUUCUUCUUUAUUUUCUGUCAGUGUUUCAUGUAGUGUAUUAUACGUAAAAUGCAAGCCAACACGCUCACUCUGGCACAACUUCAGCAUCGUACACAUAAACAACAAACAAGAGAGGCCUCAGAGGAGAACGUGACAUGCUUCUUUUUUUAUUUAUAGAGCAGGAGAUGGAUUGAUAGAAAAUAAACUUUUAAUAGAAAAUCUGUGGCUUCUCACUGACGCUAAAGGGAAAAAGAGAUUCAAUCCGUGCAGUGUUGAGCUUCCCAGUAUAGCGCCUCAUGUUUCGCUGAUAUAAUCGCCCCUCUAGUCGUACUGAGGUCAGUUGCCUUAUGUUAUUAGCAUCAUAAUUUUCUCUGCCCAGCUCACUUUGUUCUUUAAAGAGGGUCCCUUCGCGUCUCUUGAUUUUCAUCGUCACGGCACUUCUUCCUUUCUUUGCUGAGUUCAGGGAUGGAUCGUACGGCUUGAACACAAAACGCUCUUCCAUGGAACACCCACAAUGCACUUGUGGACGCCUUGUUAUGCCUGGACUACAGAUGCUCGGACACUAGAGCUGCAUCUGAAGGGCCGGUUGACCUCGGCCCAAAGAGUUUGGGGGAUUAUUCUUAGCACUCCCUUCCUGCUAUCAGGCUUCUCACAGGACAGAAAUCUUCUGACAAAGACUGUUUCCAUUUAGUAAUUACUAUGACUUUGUGUUAUUUGGUACAUCUGUAGGCUUCAUGCUUGUCUAGAGAGACUCUGUGAUUGAAGAGAAAAAGACAAGACUGGACAGACCAAACCAAUCAAGCAUCUGGAGGAUCUGACGAUGCUGUAAUUGUACUUCCUGCAGGGCAAAGAUGUCACUUCCUCUCUAUAAGCACAUGAGCUCUUGGCUUCCUGUUUGCAGCUGAAAGCAUGCAAGGAAGAGUUUUUUAAAGCACUCAAAAGAAGAACAAUGGGGGGAGCAAAACGUAUGCAGUUUUAAAUCGAGUGUAUGAGAGAAAAGAAGGGUGGGAGUAAUUUUUUUCAUGAACUUUUUCUAAAAGAACAAGAGUGGACUGCGAGAUGUAAGCAAUUGUCAUCAUCCUAAAAAGGAGCUGUUACAACGGUUAACAUAAAAGAGAAAAAAAAAACAACAACAUAAAAGUAUCUUUUUUUGUAAAUAUUUUGUGAAAUGGAAAAAUUACAGACGUGAUUUGGAGGAGGGUUCCAAAUAAACGAACAAAUUUAAA